AUGGCGCUCGCGCGCGCGGUCGUGUGCGCGAUCGUCGUGAUGGCGAUGCGCGCGCGCGCGAUGCCGGACGCGAAGGACGAGGCGUUCGUCGCGUGGUUGGACGCGGGCGCGGUGGUGGACGACGGGUCGACGGGCGACGGUGGGCGAUUCGUGUACGCGGCGAUCGAGGACGAGGACGGGACGGGGGGGGGGCGGCGACGAGGAGUGUUCGCGCGGGAGAGCGGGACGGGAGGGACGAUCGCGCGCGUGCGUGAGGAGCGCGCGGUGCGAGCGCGGGGGACGACGGCGACGGUCUCGAACGAGAGCGCGGAGUGGGCGCUCGCGAUCGAGCUCGCGAUGGAGCGGGAGAAAGGAGUGGCGUCGAGGUAUAGACCGUUCGUGGAUUCGUUGUACGAGCGCACGCCGGCGAAUUCGACGGUGGUGUCGAAGAAGGCGCGCGAACGGCUCGCGGAACAUCACGCGGAGAAGGUGAUGCGGCGGUACGACGAAGACAUCGUCAGGGGUUGGAACGCGGCGGUUCGGACGUUUCGGACGUUUCCAACGAUUUUUCGCGCUCAGGAUUUUACGAGAUCCAAGUUUGAGGAGGCGUUGGCGAUCGUGCGGGCGAAUUCUUUCGAGGUGACGCGCGCGGACGGAGUGCGCGAACGUGUGCUCGUGCCGCUCGCGCAUUUGCUCGUGCACGACACCUCGAGCUCGGUGCCGUGCGUGAAGAUGGUGGAUGAUACGUUCGUGAUCAACGUCGACGAGCAUCGAGCGGGCGAUGAGCUAUCUUGCAGUCACGGAGAGUACUCGGACGCCGAGACGUUUGCGCGCUUCGGCACGAGCGCAGUCUAUUCAGAGGAGAACAACGCGAGGGAUGUGAUCACGUUCACAUUUCCAGACGAAGUUCAUCUCAAGGAAGAAAUUGGUUCGUGUGGUCCCGCCGAGGACAUCGGUUUCACGCGCGACGGUGCGUCGGCGGAACUCAUGUGCGCGUUGCGGCUCGUUUCGGCAAACGCCACCGAAUGGAGCGAAAUGCGAAAGCCCAAUUUCGACCUGCAGAGUCUGAAAAACCGCCCAUUGAGCGAAGAGAGCGAAGUCGCGGUUUACGAUGCGCUCUUCGCGACGCUCACGGACUUGCUAAACUCGUAUCCUUACAGCGAUGUCGACGACGAGCAUUUAUUGCGCGGCGAUCGCUUAGCGGACGAUGAGCGCCGCGCGGUUAAGAUUCGUCUGCGCGAAAAGCGCUCGGCGCUCAGGGCUUUGAACACCGUGCAAUACCGCGGUCGCAAAGCGUUGGGGGGCGUCUUGUUCGACAAGCACUUCUCGCACAUCAUGCCAACGCGUGUAAAGGACGAGCUCUGA
This is a messenger RNA of Ostreococcus tauri, 1344 nucleotides long. RefSeq names its product Rubisco LS methyltransferase, substrate-binding domain. Gene Ontology annotation, molecular function: protein-lysine N-methyltransferase activity. The record is from RefSeq and is a predicted model, not a curated record. The coding region runs from base 1 to 1344 and encodes 447 amino acids. The transcript has a single exon. Gene Ontology annotation, biological process: peptidyl-lysine monomethylation. Lineage: Eukaryota; Viridiplantae; Chlorophyta; Mamiellophyceae; Mamiellales; Bathycoccaceae.